AUGGCCGGCUGGGACGGCAUCGAUGCAGCGCCUUUUCUCCGCCUCGCGCAGGAGGGGUUUGCACGUACGAUCGAUGCGGUAUCCGAGUCGAAGACGCUGCUGAUUGAUCCGAUGCUCGCGGGGCCACUUGGGCUUGUGUCAGAUGUCGGCGCACUGCGCCAGCGCGGCGUCGAGAAAAUGUUUUGGCUGGAAGAAGCAGGCCCUGGAGAGAGUGGGGGCGUGCAAGCGCCCACACGGCAGCUCUUGUACCUGUGCCGCCCCGAGAUUCGAUGGAUGCGCACGGUGCAUGCGCAUAUGGAGGCGGAUACCGCGCUUCACGACGACCAACACUAUGCAUACACGAUUGCAUUCGUCCCGAACCGCACCGAGCCGUGCCUGCAAUACCUGCGCCGCCACACACUUACAAGCAGGAUCCAUAUCCUUGACUUUGGCCUUGAAUUUAUCCCACUCGGCCCCGACUUGCUCAGUUUGGAAGACGACGCGGCAUGGGUGCAUACCUUUGCGCAUGGCGAUCACACUUCCCUCUUCCGCGCUGCACAAGCGCUGAUGACGAUGCAGUGCACAUACGGCCUCUUUCCGCGUAUCGUCGGCAAAGGCGACAUGGCGAACCGGCUUUGUGAUCUUCUCGUGCGCCAGCGGCGAGAGCAAUGUGCCUCGGAUGUUGGAAGUGCCGCACUACAAACACUCUCGCCUCAAAUCGACGCGCUCGUGGUGCUGGACCGGACAGUGGACCUUGUGACGCCGUUCUCGACGCAGCUCACGUACGAAGGCCUGAUUGACGAGGUGUUUUCCAUAGCCAACGGCUUCGUCGAGGUCGAUGCCGCGUGGGUUGGCGCUGCCUCUGCACAAGCCCAGGCACGCGCUGCCGCGCCGGUGAGCUCUGCGAAGCGCAAGGUGCGGCUCGACGGUGUGGACGACGCCCUCUUUCAUGCCAUACGCGAUGAUAACUUUGCCAUUGUCGGCGAAAAACUGCACACGGUCGCCAAGCGCCUCAGCAAAGACUACGAGGGGCGGCACAAGGCGAGUAGCGUGCAUGAGAUUCGCUCUUUUGUGAGCAAGCUUGGAAAUUUGCAAAGCGAGCAUGCAAGUCUACGGCUGCAUACAAGCAUGACCGAAGCGCUGCUGCGCACCACCAAGACGGAGCGUUUUCACCGCGUCUUGGAGGUGCAGCAGAACCUCGUUGCGGGCUACCAAACCGCGCAGCAGCUGCAAGCACUGGAAGAACUGAUGCUGUUGAAGACGCCCGGUCUUACAGUGCUGCGCCUCGCAUGCAUCGCAUGCCUGCUAGGCGCGGUGUCGCGCGGCAAGUGGCUCGACCAGUUCCGCACCUCGUUUGUGCAGACAUACGGUUUCGAGUUCUUGCCGCUCCUUGUCGCGCUUGCCGAGAUGCGUAUCCUGUGUGUUGCAUCGCACGGCGCGCGCAAGAGUUCGCAGUUUAGCGAUGUGCGACGGCCGCUUGCGCUGAUCGACGACGAGGUCGACGAGCGCGCGCCGCAAGAUGUGAGCUACGUAUUCAGUGGCUAUGCGCCGCUCUCGGUGCGCCUUGUGCAGACCAUUUGCCAGCACCCAUACAAAGGCGCGACGCACGGGACAAGGCUGCUUGCCACGCGGAUCGCGGGAUGGCGCAACGUCGACGAGGCGAUUGUCAAGCUGCGCGGCGCCACGUUCGAUUUCCUGCAGACUGCCGGCGAAAAGCCAGCGCUGCCGCAGCAGGACACGGUGCAGACCACGGUCGUCUUUUUCCUUGGCGGCGUCACCUAUGCCGAGAUUGCUGCGAUCCGGCUCAUGAAUGCACAGCAGCGGAGUCGGCGCUUUUUAAUCGCCACGACCUCGGUGGUGAAUGGGAAUAGUAUGUUGCGGCAGCUCAGCUCGGUGCCGCUUCCUAUAGUACACUAA
This is a messenger RNA of Malassezia vespertilionis, 1896 nucleotides long. It is a transcript of the gene VPS33, whose product is annotated as Vacuolar protein-sorting-associated protein 33. Gene Ontology annotation, biological process: vesicle-mediated transport; intracellular protein transport. Gene Ontology annotation, cellular component: CORVET complex; fungal-type vacuole. Lineage: Eukaryota; Fungi; Basidiomycota; Malasseziomycetes; Malasseziales; Malasseziaceae. The transcript has a single exon. The record is from RefSeq and is a predicted model, not a curated record. The coding region runs from base 1 to 1896 and encodes 631 amino acids.